UUUUCGGCCGUCAGCUGUCUAGGACCUCGCUCAACACCAUCAAACUGAGCCAUCUCGUCUCAUUCCUCUAAGUACCGCAAGGUAGUUUCUAGGGAAUUUGGUUUAUAAGUCGCUCUUCAACCGGAGUCUCAUCCGUCCCAUUGACUUUCCCUCUCUUCCGACUCCUCUCCCUUCUCCGACUUGAUCGCCGCCAACCGCCAACAUGUCGACCUCCGAGAAGGAUAUCAAGAACGGUGCUGCUGUCGACCCCUCAAUCGAGGUUGAGUACGCCAGCGACCCCGACAGGGCUGGCUUCGACCAGGCUGCUACCAAGAGACUGCUGCGCAAGAUCGACUGGACCUUGAUUCCCUUCCUUGCCCUGCUGUACCUGCUGUCCUUCCUGGACCGCACCAACAUUGGCAAUGCUCGUCUCGCUGGCCUCGAGAAGGACCUGGGCAUGCAGGGCCUUGAUUACAACGUCGCCCUCUCAGUCUUCUUCCCUUGGUAUGUCGCUGCCGAGAUUCCCUCCAACUUGGCCAUGAAGCGCUUCCGCCCCUCUAUCUGGAUCCCCUGCAUUAUGAUCGCCUGGGGUAUUUGCUGUACCCUCAUGGGUCUUGUUAACAACUAUGCUGGACUCUUGGCUGCUCGCAUGGCUCUCGGUCUUGCUGAGGGUGGUCUUUUCCCCGGCAUCACCUACUACAUUACCAUGUGGUACCGACGUCACGAGUGCGGUCUUCGCAUGGCCAUCUUCUUCUCUGCCGCUACAGCUGCUGGUGCCUUCGGAGGUCUUCUCGCCAGAGGCAUUGUUGAGAUGAGGGGCAUUGGAGGCAGACCCGGCUGGGCCUGGAUCUUCAUCCUUGAGGGCAUUCUCACUCUCGCUGUUGCCAUCGCCGCCUUCUUCGUCAUGAACGAUUAUCCUGCCACUGCCAAGUUCCUCACUGUCGCCGAAAAGGAGGAGGUCACUCGUCGUCUUGAGCAGGACCGCUCCGCUCUUGCUGAUGAGUUCAGCAUGGUUUACUUCAAGGAUGCCAUGAAGGACUGGAAGAUCUGGGUUCACAUGCUCAUCACCAUCGGAAUCUACACUCCCCUCUACUCCUACUCUCUCUUCCUCCCCACCAUCGUCAGUGGCCUCGGAUACACCAACGAAACGGCCCAGCUGAUGACCGUUCCCCCGUAUAUCGUGGCCUGCGUCUGCUGUAUCAGUGGUGGUUGGGUGGCCGAUCGCCACAAGCAGCGUGGCAUCUACAUGAUCUUCUUCUGCCUCAUCGCAAUGACCGGCUUCAUUAUGCUUCUUUCCUCCCAGAGCAACGGAGUGAAGUAUGCUGGCUGCUUCUUCGCUGCCUCCGGUAUCUACCCCAACGUUCCCCAGGGUGUCGCUUGGAACGGCAACAAUAUCGGAGGCUCCGUCAAGAGAGGUGUUGGUAUUGCCAUGCACGUCGGGUUCGGUAACCUUGGCGGUGCUAUUGCUGGCUUCCUGUACCAGGCCAAGGACAAGCCUCACUACUACCCCGGCCACGGCACACUCCUGUCGACAUUGACCAUGUCGAUGCUUCUCUCCACCUUCAUGACGAUCUACCUCCGUCGCGAGAACGCCCGCCGAGACCGCGAGUACAAGGAUCCUUCCCAAUACACUGCUGAGGAGAAGGCUGCCGAGCGUCACAAGGGUGACAACGCCACCUUCUUCCGCUACACGGUUUGAGGGGGCCAUGAGUCUAUUGAUUUCAACGCAAUGUUUUGAGCACAGAAAAUUGGUGUUCUUAUCUGUAUAAUGCAGCACAUACGCGGAUGAUGCAUAUGCUAUAGAGAAAGAAUGGGAGCUUCCAAGGGGAUAGAUACGGCUUAUUCGAGGCCCCCUUAGAGCUGAGUAACAAAAUAGAG
Molecule: messenger RNA, 1857 nt
Organism: Colletotrichum acutatum
Lineage: Eukaryota; Fungi; Ascomycota; Sordariomycetes; Glomerellales; Glomerellaceae
Product: major facilitator superfamily transporter
Exons: 6
Coding region: 203-1678 (491 amino acids)
Biological process (GO): transmembrane transport
Cellular component (GO): membrane
Molecular function (GO): transmembrane transporter activity
Source: RefSeq, a predicted model, not a curated record